AUGUUAUCGUCAGACGAUUUUCUCACAUUGUUACAAUCAAUCCAAACAAAUUUAUUGCAAAUCGGUGGUCCAAUACUAUUAGUGUGUGGUGUUAUUGGUUGUGUCAUCAAUCUGAUUGUUUUCGCUCAGAAAAAUCUACGUAAAAGUCCAUGUUCCAUCUAUUUGAUAGCAGUGAAUAUCGGUAAUUUAUUAAACAUUACUUUACCAAUAUUAUUCUUUAUAUUAGCAUAUGGCUAUGACAUAGAUCUUACUACACAUAAUCUCUUCAUGUGUCGUUUCUAUUAUUAUACAACGUAUUUAUUUGAUAUUCUCAGUGCCUUUUAUCUUAUUUUAGCUUCAAUCGAUCGAGUAUUAGUCACAUCAUCAAAUGUUCGAACACGGCAAAAAAGCACUCGUCGUUUAGCUUAUAUUUGCAUUGGUAGUGGAACAUUAUUUUGGAUUUUGUUUCAUUGUCAUACAUUAUUCCUAACAGAUAUCCAAGAAAUAGCACCUGGUUAUUUUACGUGUUAUUAUCGAGCUGGCGCAUACGUCGUUUUCACGGGUUAUUAUUCAUUCCGUUCAUUACUUACUGAUGAUUAUCAAAUAAAUAAUCUGGAAAAAUCAUUUAAUGAAUAUUUUCAUUUAUAUUGUCCACAAGCAUUUCGUCGUAUUGUUUGUGAUGAAAAUAGUUUAUUAAAUGGAGAAAUUAUCGAAUGUGAUCAUAAAAAAGAAAGAAAAAUCUUCUCAUCAGAAUCAAGAACAAAUGAAAGUGUUUUAAACUAUCUCAAUGAUAAUUAUUUCGUUGAAGAUUUAGGUGCAUUUUAUCUUAUCUUAGCUUCAAUCGAUCGAGUUUUAGUCACAUCAUCAAAUACUCGAACUCGACAAAGAAGCACUCGUCGUUUAGCUUAUGUUUGCAUUGGUAGUGGAACAUUAUUUUGGAUACUGUUUCAUUGUCAUACAUUAAUCCUAACAGAUAUUCAAGAAAUAGCACCUGGCUAUUCUAUAUGUUACGCUCGAGCAGGUCGAUACGUCGUUUUCCUAGAACGUCGUGACACUCUACUUGAAACAGAUGAAAAUGGCACUGCCAAAAUAACUGAUAUUCAAGGAGGCCAAAUUCGACGAAAUAUUAUAUUAAAAGAAAGAUUACCUGAUCCAAAUGGAAAAGUAGUGACUUUUCUUUUAAACAGUGAUGGUAUAGUAUUAAAGAAAUUUAAUCGUUCAGUUUGGAUUACUUAUAUGGUCGUUAACGAAUUACCUCGAAAAAUAAGAUUUAAUAAUAAUAACACUGUUGCUUGUUGUAUAUCUAUGGGUGGUACUAAACCGAAAAAAGAUCAAUUCCAAGAUUUUAUAAUCGAUUGA
Molecule: messenger RNA, 1338 nt
Organism: Adineta steineri
Lineage: Eukaryota; Metazoa; Rotifera; Eurotatoria; Adinetida; Adinetidae
Source: the annotation of a GenBank genome assembly